Aspergillus affinis is the source of this 915-nucleotide messenger RNA. RefSeq lists its product as uncharacterized. Lineage: Eukaryota; Fungi; Ascomycota; Eurotiomycetes; Eurotiales; Aspergillaceae. The coding region runs from base 1 to 915 and encodes 304 amino acids. The transcript has a single exon. The record is from RefSeq and is a predicted model, not a curated record.
AUGCUCGGAAUAGAAAAUCAACCUAAUGUCCACUUCGACAAUCAUGCACCGACGCACUGCGAAGCUGCCAUGCUCAUGGAGGAGCUAGGCCGCGCUAGCAAACCCGUAGGGGAGUGGAACGAGAGCCAAAGAGACCAAAUAAUGGAACGCUUUCGUUUCUUCACCAACAGUCUUCUGGAACGGAGGGCCGCCGCGGAGGCCGAUAACAAGAUCCUCUUCUUCAAAGACCACCCUCAAUUUAUCUGGCGUCUGGAUGCUCGCGUGAAACGGAGCCAUGACAUAUUCGACGCCAUACUGCCACAGCCCGGCGAAGACGCCCAUCAAGCGGCAGCAGCAGCGACAAAUCCAACAAUCCUCCCCGUUGAAUGCCUCACAUCCUCGCGGGUGGUCAUCUCUGUCCGACACCCAGCCUUAUCUUUCCCCUCGGUCUUCCGUGGACACCUUGAACUUCGACUCCAGGAUCCUGAAAAUUGGAGAGGGGAGCUGAUGCGAUCCUGGAUGACCCUCUCCUACUCGCGUGUCCUGUACGACUGGUACCGAUCAUACGCCCAAGAAAACAAAACCCACGAGACCCCGGCAGAUCCAAUCAUCGUCGGCAUGAAAGACCUCAUUGACGACCCCAGUCUCGUGUCCAGACUGGCUACGUCCUUGGGCUUGGACCCAUCUAAAGUCCUGACGGAAUGGGACACAAGGUCCCAACCGGAAGAUGAUCGUAUCCUGAGAAAAGUCUACAGUCGCUCGAUUAACCAGGCGACUGGGGUGCUGAAGGAGAAGGCACCCGACACGGUCGAUCUGGAGCUGGAAAAAACGAAGUGGGUGAAGGAAUUUGGGGAAGACGCUGCUGCUAUCCUUGCCGAUUGUGUGGAACAGGCUAUGCCGGACUAUGAGUAUUUGAUGGCUCAGAGGCUACGAUGA